AUGCUUUUUCUUCAUCGCUCCGCUCCGAUGCUCCAUUUCUACAAGCUCUCUUCGUCGCCGAAGCUCCUCCUUUCUCAAUUGAGAAGAACUCAGUCGUUUCUCUCUGCCCCGUCACUCUCCUCUUCGUUUCCCAGGUCAUCGACUUCGCUUCGGGUUCGUCUGUUCUGCCUCGUCCAAUCCAACGGCGGAGGAGUUCGGAGCUUAGCCACAGCAGCCACCGUUGCCACCGACGCGGAUCGUGGCGGCGGAGAGACUUUCUUUGCCGAUGAAGGCGUUUCGUGGACUGCUCUCGGCUUGUCAGACACAAUCUCUCAAGCUCUAUCUAGUGCCGGAUUCAACCGGCCGUCUCUUGUUCAGGCUGAGUCCAUUCCGUCGAUUCUUUCCGGGAAGGAUUCGAUCAUUGCGGCGGAGACUGGCAGUGGGAAAACGCAUUCCUAUCUAGUUCCUCUGAUUCACAAGCUAUCUGCUGCUAGCGGCGGCGCUGUUAGUGGUUCUGCUUCUGAUAAGGGUUUCAAACCUUCCCGUGAAGUUUCUCUUGUUCUUUGCCCCAACGUCUUGCUAUGCGAACAAGUGGUUCGGAUGGCGAAUGGUCUUCGUGAUGACAAUGGCGACCCACUUAUCAAAGUUGCAGCAGUUUGUGGGAGGCAGGGAUGGCCAGUUUAUCAACCAGAUAUCCUUGUAUCCACUCCAGCUGCCCUUCUGAACAACAUUGAACCAAAGAAACAACGAAAGAUGAGCUUCCUUCGUGGAGUCAAAUAUGUGGUUUUUGAUGAAGCAGACAUGCUUCUCUGUGGCAGUUUCCAGAAUCAAGUGAUCCGUCUCAUAAACAUGUUUCGUCAUGAUGAGAAGCUUCUUUCCUGGACAGAUCAACCAACAGCCGAUAAUGCUUCUGAAUUGGACUUGGAGUCUCUGCCUCAGGAUGCCUUGGAACAGGAUGAAGAAUCACAAGACGAUUCAUCUCCAGCUGACAAUGAAGAAAUCGAAAGUCUUUCUGAAGAGGAAGAGUUGGAAGAGACAAAUGAAGCUGAUGGUUCAGUCCAGAAAAGGGGUUGGAGAAGAGUUCUAAGACCCUAUGACCGAAGCAAGCAGUACAUCUUUGUGGCAGCUACUCUUCCAGCUAAUGGAAAGAGAACUGCUGGUGCAGUGUUGAAACGGAUGUUCCCAGAGGCUAACUGGGUCAGUGGAAGCUACCUUCACCGCCAUAACCCCAGAUUGGAACGAAAGUGGUUUGAGGUUACUGUAGAUAGCCAGGUGGAUGCACUUAUAGAGGCUGUGAAACACGGAGCUGAAUCUGAAACGUCUGGUGAUGAUGAUGUUAGUCGAACUAUGGUAUUUGCAAAUACUGUUGAGGCUGUUGAAGCAGUAGCUAAGAUAUUGGAAAGAGCUGGCAUCGAGUGUUACCGGUACCAUAAGGACGCCUCUUUAGAAGAACGCUCGGGAAUGAUUGAUGAUUUCAGGGAGAAAGGUGGAAUAUUUGUGUGCACUGAUGCUGCUGCUCGUGGGGUUGACAUUCCAAAUAUCUCGCAUGUCAUUCAGGCAGACUUUGCAACAUCAGCUGUAGAUUUCUUGCAUAGGGUUGGCCGUACAGGUCGAGCUGGUCAACAAGGGAUUGUUACUAGCCUGUUCACCGAGUCCAAUCGAGAUCUUGUUUCUGCAAUUCGUGAAGCAGAGAAACUGGGACGUCCAGUGGAGACUGCUUUUAGUAGGAAAAGAGGAUUCAGGAACAAACUCAAGAAGAGAGGCAAACUUCAACUCAUGUCGCAGUGA
This is a messenger RNA of Linum trigynum, 1767 nucleotides long. The record is from the annotation of a GenBank genome assembly. Lineage: Eukaryota; Viridiplantae; Streptophyta; Magnoliopsida; Malpighiales; Linaceae.